GAUUGUUUUGCAGUGAACACAGCACUAUAAAUUGAUGUCACCGGAAGCGUCACGUCCUCUUCUAGUGAUCCAACAUGGCGGACCAGGGUGAGAAGAAGGAGAACCCCAUGAGGGAGCUGCGUAUCCGUAAGCUCUGCCUGAACAUCUGCGUGGGAGAGAGUGGAGACAGACUGACCAGAGCAGCCAAAGUGCUGGAGCAGCUCACCGGACAAACCCCUGUGUUCUCCAAGGCCCGCUACACUGUGCGAUCCUUUGGUAUCCGCAGAAAUGAAAAGAUUGCUGUCCACUGCACCGUCCGAGGGGCCAAAGCAGAGGAGAUUCUGGAGAAGGGACUCAAGGUGCGUGAGUACGAGUUGAGGAAAAACAACUUCUCAGACACCGGAAACUUUGGCUUUGGUAUCCAGGAACACAUCGAUCUGGGAAUCAAGUACGACCCCAGCAUCGGCAUCUACGGACUGGACUUCUACGUGGUUUUGGGCCGACCCGGUUUCAGCAUCGCCGACAAGAAGCGGAAACGAGGCCGCAUUGGCUUCAAGCACCGCAUCCGCAAAGAGGAGGCCAUGCGCUGGUUCCAGCAGAAAUAUGACGGCAUCAUCCUCCCCGGGAAGUAGAGCUCCUCCUUUUCAUGUUUAUAACAAACAAUAAAAAACAAAAAAUGA
Messenger RNA from Boleophthalmus pectinirostris (great blue-spotted mudskipper), 659 nucleotides. It is a transcript of the gene rpl11, whose product is annotated as ribosomal protein L11. NCBI's taxonomy places the organism in Eukaryota, Metazoa, Chordata, Actinopteri, Gobiiformes, Gobiidae. Gene Ontology annotation, biological process: translation. The transcript has 6 exons. Gene Ontology annotation, cellular component: cytosolic large ribosomal subunit; ribosome. Gene Ontology annotation, molecular function: RNA binding; structural constituent of ribosome. The record is from RefSeq and is a predicted model, not a curated record. Bases 75 to 611 code for a protein of 178 amino acids.